Messenger RNA from Dama dama (fallow deer), 5974 nucleotides. RefSeq names its product phenazine biosynthesis like protein domain containing (gene PBLD). Gene Ontology annotation, molecular function: isomerase activity. NCBI's taxonomy places the organism in Eukaryota, Metazoa, Chordata, Mammalia, Artiodactyla, Cervidae. Gene Ontology annotation, biological process: biosynthetic process. Gene Ontology annotation, cellular component: cytoplasm. The record is from RefSeq and is a predicted model, not a curated record. The transcript is spliced from 12 exons. Bases 2448 to 3314 code for a protein of 288 amino acids.
CAGUUGCUCUCGCGAGACAGGAGAGUCGGUUUCGCCUUGGCGGCGGCGGGAGAAGUGCGCUUGCGCGUUGGUCGGCUGACUAGUUGGGCAAGAGGUGGCGAGAAGACGGGGUUGGUCAAAUUAGAGAAAGAGGCCGCGAACUCCACCUUUCCGGCUUACUAUAUAGCCAUCAAAUUCUUGGAACAAACCCUUCUGCUCUCUCUCGAGGAGGAUAUCCGUGCGUAUUGUAGGAACCCGUGGUGUGGUGUUCCGGUGUGGAAAAGUUCUCGGAUGCUCUACCGCAUCACGAACGAGUUCCUGAUGGCGGCAGAGGAUCAGAGAACUAGUUCUGUAGAGGCCCCGCCCUUACCCAGCGUCACCUGCGUGGAAGGGGCCCCACGUGGUUCGGCUGCCAAAAGUGGGGAGGGCUUUUCUUGUCCACCAUGUUUGUGUUAUGCAGUAAAAAGAGUAGGGCUUCUCCGCUGGAAAGAUGCGAAAGUGACCACCAGGCCCUGACUUGGGCUGGGCCUCUUCCCCUGGCCUUGGCGCUGACGGCGCAGCCGCCCUAAAGUGUGCCUCUUUAGGGGCGGGCUGUGUUAGUUAUUGAAGUUUCCCUGCAAAUCUCUCCUCGCUUCCUCCUCUCCUUUGCCUUUUCUCUUGGUUUUAAUCUCUCCCACUUUGUAAUUUCAGCUACCCAUCUACCGCUUGCGUCGCCCGACUUUGAGUUGUUUUCCAAAUAGUGCUUUGCAUUCUUGAAAAAUGCUUGUACAAGUGACAACUAGUAAAUAAUUUUUGGUUGUGCUGGGUCGCAUACCACUAAGGUUCCUAGUGACAGCUUUUGGGGUUAAAAAAAAAAAAAAAGGCCGAAUUUCUGUAAGAAGAGUGGAGGGCAGUCCUAGUACCAAGAUCAGCGCAAGUUAAAGAGCAAACGAGAUCAGUGAAAGUUAACUUGCAAACAAGGAACGUAUAUCAAAUGAGGGGGAGAGACGGAAAUGAGUGUGAGUACGCAGAUGUUCCUGCAGGUUGGGAAUGUGGACAAAACUAAAUUUUAGGCCUUAAAUAUCCAGUCAGAGACUUUGUACAGACACUGCAAGCCCGUCGAGGGUGGGGUGAUGGGCGCAAGGAGUAUUAGCAGUAGAGAAGCUAGAAUAAUUUUUCCUCCCUGAGGUAUGCAGUUUGUAGUGUGGAGAAGGAAGGCCAGUUACCGUCAUACAAUGGAAACUUCCAUUUCGUGGCUAUAAUACAUCCGCAAACCUGCUUAAGACAAGUGUGGGGUAGUAAGAAUUGGCUAGGUCAUAAUGUCCUACUGCCUUUUGUGAGCCCACUCUCUCCAAAUAACCCUCAGAGAAAUGGAGAAGGGAAAAUGUGGUCUUCAUUACAAGAGAUAGAAAAGCAAAACGUAUAGUGUAAUAACGAUAGCUCACGAUUAUUGAGAGCUUGCUUGAGCUAGGUGCUGUGUUCAAUUCACUGACUAUUACCUUAAAAAUAAUGUCCCCAUUUUACAGAUGAUAUGCCUGAGUUCUAGAGAAGUUUAAAAAGAUACCCAAGAUCUCACACCUAGUGACAGAAGCUAGGAUUGAAACCCAAAUGGUUUUACCCCAGGGACUAGGGUCUUAAAAGCACUAUGGACCUACCUGGGGAUGUAUUAAGGGAACAAAAUAUAUUUAGGCAAAUUGAAGUUAGUUCCCCUAAAUAACGCUGCAGUUACCGUCAUUUCUGGAGACUUGCAGUUAACAGUUUAUUGGCUGGAGACUUUUGAACUGGCCUGAAACUUAGUAUCACUGACUGGGGGUGGGGGAGGUUUCUUUUCUCUUUUUUCCUAUUGAUUGCUGUAUUAGUAAAGACUCCAAGGUCUACUUCAGAUGAAGUUCUUCCCUGGAUUCAAGUUACGUCAUUAUCCUUUCUGACUUUCAACCUGAUUUGAGGAACCCUGGAGAGGAUCUUGUUAGAGUCCAAAAUGAGAGAAAAGAUGAAAAAGGAGAAGAAAAUAGAAGUACCCACAGCUCCCAGAGGAAAACAAGACACAGACAUGAGAUCAUGACUACACCACCAGGAAGAGAACAGGAAAAUUCCAUGCAGAGCUUGAAAAAAGAAGAAAGAAAUUGAAGAGAUUGCACUCUCCUGGAUAUACCCUUCUUCUUGGGACUUCCCCCAUGGCACUAGUGGUAAAGAACCUGCCUGCCAAUGCAGAAGACAUGACAGACUCAGGUCUGAUCCCGAGUGGGGAAGAUCCCCUGGAGGAGAGCAUGGCAAUCUACUCCAGUAUUCUUGCCUGGAGAAGCAGAGCCUGGUGGGCCACAGUCCAUGGGAUUGCAAAGAGUCGGACAUGACUGAAGCAACUUAGCAGUCAUACACCCGUGUUCUUGGAUUAAAAGAAUAUCUUCAAAAUGAUUUUACAACUCAAGCAAUAAGAAGGAAAGCAGUCUACCAACAGUUUUGAGAGUUUGCAGAAACAGCUUACAAAGAAAAUGAAACUCCCUAUUUUCAUAGCCGAUGCAUUCACAGCAAAAGCAUUUAGUGGGAAUCCGGCUGCUGUUUGUCUCCUAGAAAAUAAACUGGAUGAAGACUUGCAUCAAAAAAUUGCAAAGGAAAUGAACCUCUCCGAAACGGCUUUUAUCCGAAAGCUCCACCCAAAUGACAACUUUACACAAAGUUCCUGCUUUGGAUUAAGGUGGUUUACACCACAGAAUGAGGUUCCUCUCUGUGGCCAUGCUACCCUGGCUUCUGCAGCUGUUCUGUUUCACAAAAUAAAAAAUGUGAACAGCACUCUCACGUUUGUCACUCUGAGUGGGGAACUGAAGGCCAGAAAAGAAGAGGAUGGCAUCGUCCUGGACCUGCCUCUUUAUCCAGCACAUCCCCAGAAAUUGCAUGAAGUGGAGGACUUGAUAAAGACUGCCAUAGGUGACACGCUGGUUCAGGAUGUUCGCUAUUCCCCAGAUACCAAAAAGCUCCUGGUCCGGCUCAGUGAUACUUACAACAGGUCAUUUCUGGAGAGCCUGACAGUGAACACAGAGAAUUUGCUGCAAGUGGAAACCUCAGGGAAGGUGAAAGGACUUAUUCUCACCCUCAAGGGAGAGCCUGAUGGGCAGACUCAAGCAUUUGACUUUUACUCCAGAUAUUUUGCUCCAUGGUACGGUGUGGCUGAGGACCCCGUAACAGGGUCUGCACAUGCUGUUCUCAGUAGCUAUUGGUCUGAGCAACUAGGGAAGAAACACUUGCAUGCCUUUCAGUGUUCCAACCGGGGAGGAGAACUGACGAUUUCCCUGCGUUCUGAUGGACGAGUUGACAUCAAGGGAGGCGCUGCUCUUGUUUUAGAGGGCACGCUGACAGCCUAGACUGCUUGCACUGCAAUGAUGCAAUCUUGAAGUACUAUUUUCUGCAUAAAAAAAAUGUAAGCGACUGCUUUGAAUAAGAUUGCAUUGUAGUCCACUUGAUCUCACCUGAGAAAUAGAACAAUCUAGACAUAUUAAUGGGGAUUUAAUAAUGCUUCCUGAUGAAUUAACUAAAGGAGUUUUGGUUCUACCUGUGAACAUAUUCGAAGUAACCAAUAUCAAAGAAUAAUGUUGUCACCUUUAAGUGUGACCACCAAUCACAGAAUGAGGAACACAUUUAUGAAGAGUAAGAUUAAAUCAUUUAAACUCAGAUGUGAGUACCUGAUAGACUGUUUUGCAGCCAUCGAAAAGACCUAAUAGCUAGGUGGAAAUGUAGAAAAAUAGUUCACAGUAUAAUACUAAGAAAGAAAAUUAUAGUAGACUGUUAAAUGUUAGCAAUGUUAUGCUAUGUCUGUGGAGAAUAGGAAUUUAUAUGGACAAGAAUGGAUCAUGAAGAUAGAAAAGUAAAAAGACUUUUUGUGUGAACGGUAAGGUUGGAGUAAUUUUAAUGCACCUAAAAAAUUAUUUCCUUUAUUGGAACAUGCUCACGUUUAAUACCUAAAAAUCAGGAUAUGUAGGUAAAUAACUAAAACGCCCAGAUAUUUUUUAAAUGAGUGAUAAUGAGUGAUAGAGUGGUAAUAAAAUUAAACAUGGAAAGUAACAUGAUAUCCUGCCUCUUUCCAAGUUCUUUUCAGGGUGGGAAUCCCCCUUACUGUCAUUCCCAUGUAUUCUGCAAGUUAGGUGCCCAGCUGGGAUCUGAAUUCUCAUCCUAUGGGUCAGAUCUGCUGCUUAGCAGUCUGAUGUGGUUGGUAAAAAGCAAUUUGCUGUCUCCAGUGUGUAAGACACUGGACUAGAAACUGGCAGGGUAGAGAGCUGGGGGGCAAGAUGCAAAGGAGAUUAGAGGGGGAGCUUGUAGGGCUCUCAAGGGACUCUUAACUGGGGAGACCAGGCUCAUCCUUUCAUGAAAAGAUAAUGAGCACUUGUAUUGGUCUGUGGUUAGGGUCUGCAUAUGGCAGACCCUAUGAGUGUUAUGGCGUAGUCAGGGGAGUGUUAAAAGACAGAGCUUUGAAACAUGGGCAUGAGCAAAGCUUCAGAGAUGAAUGAAUGUACACGGCCUCUAGAUUUUGUCUAGAGUUUCUACAUCUUGAAAGUAGUUACAUUCUAUAGGAACAGAGAUAUAAAGGAAAGUAGUUAUUAAACUAACAAUCCAGUCGAAGAGAUGAGACACAAGGACAGAGAAACACACAGACAGAUAAAUAAUAUUGAAAAUGAUUCUUUUUCUUUUUUGAAAACUAAUCUUAAUUAUUGUUGUUGCUGUUGUUUUCUGUAGAAAAGACAGGAAUCGCAGCAAUUGUGAGUCAUCCCCGGUGUAUGAGAAAGGGAGAACUAUAGUUCUUCAGGUGUGUACUUCCCGGACAAGUAGCAUUUGCACUACCUGGGAGCUUGUUAGAAAAGCAAAUUCUCAGGCCCUAUCCCAGACCCACUGAAUCAGAAGCUCUGGAGAUGGAGAACAGAAAUCUAGUUUUUAACAAGCCCUCCAGGCAAUCCGGGUGUACAUUUAAGUCUGAGAACCUCUAGUAUUCAUGGUAAUGAGUGACAGAGUGGUAAUAAAACACAGAAAGUAAGGUAAUAUCCUGCCUCUCUCCAAGUUCUUAUUGGGGUGGGAAUUCCCCUUGCUGUCACUCCCAUGUGUUCUGCAAUAUCCUAGUAUUCAGCCACUGUCUUCUUCCCUCUCAAGUGACAAUUGCUUAUGUAGCUCAAUUACUUUUUUUUUUUUUUCAAUUACUUUUAUUCUCUAUUAGUUUUUUUUUUUUUUUGGCUGCACCAAGUGGCUUACUGGGAUCAUAGCUUCCCAACCAGGGAUUUAACCCAUGCCUUUGGCAGUGAAAAGUGGAGAAUCCUAACCACUGGGCUGCCAGAAAAUUCCCAGUAACUUCUAAAUGUGCAUUAUCUCAAAAUCUCCCUGACCACACCAAUAUACUUGCUGCUUAAUGUAGUUUUGGAGGAGUUUUUUUUUUUUUUUUUCCCUCAUAGCUUCCAGUUCUGUUCAGCUAGAAAAAUUAGCUGUGCUCAGGUGGGAGCUGUUCAGUAAUGUGUUGGUAAUAUAGAGAUUAGUUAAUCAGCUAUGAUUUAUUAAUGAUGAAUUAAUUAUACCUGAUUAUGCAGUUCUGCUAGCUAAAUGGAGCUUUAAAGGAGUUAUUUUAUUAAUCAUCAUGGUGCUAAUUGCAGACACUUACAGAAGGAUCACUAAUUAAACAUGCAACCAUGUGCAGAACAAGUUGAGCUGCUGAGACCUGCAAUAAUAAGAAACCCUGACUUUUAGGGGAGCCAAAACAAAUUUUAUUUUAUGCAAUAUUAGGGAGUUGGCUUGGCAAUGUUAAUCAUUCACUGCAAAUUAAUAUUGUAAUUUUUCUCAGCAGGAAUUGAUCCUUAAAUCAAAAAAUAUAUAGCACUCUGCGUGCAUGUGUGCUAAGUCACUUCAGUUUUGUCUGAUCCUAUGGACUGUAGGACAGAUUCCUCUGUCCAUGGGAUUCUCCAAGCAAGAAUACUGGAAUGGGGUGUCAUGCCCUCCUCAUAUAGCACUCUAGUGAGAUUCUAAUAAAGGGAAAGGUUGUUCAAGCCUA